Molecule: messenger RNA, 1884 nt
Organism: Agrilus planipennis (emerald ash borer)
Lineage: Eukaryota; Metazoa; Arthropoda; Insecta; Coleoptera; Buprestidae
Gene: Capr
Product: caprin homolog
Exons: 6
Coding region: 163-1485 (440 amino acids)
Cellular component (GO): cytoplasm
Molecular function (GO): RNA binding
Source: RefSeq, a predicted model, not a curated record
UACAGCCAGUUAAGUGAACUGUCAAAUUUGUCGACAUUUGUAUUCCUCUCUUUUCAUGUGCUUUCAUGGUUCCUUUUUAGUACUAGUUGUGUGGUUAGCAAUUCACAAACUAUAUUUUAAUAAAUUUAGUGUCUUAUUUAGCAAUUAGUUCAAAACUUUAAAAUGCCCUCGGCGGCGAAUACUAAAAUUGAAAAGCAAGCUCAUUCAGAAAAUAGUUUAGCUGACUCCUCGGGAAAUGCCCUUACGCCAAUGCGACAAGCAAUUACCGUAAUAGAACAUAAAAUUAGGAAUUUAGAGAAACGAAAAGCGAAGUUAGAAUCUUAUCGUGAAUUACAAAACUCGGGAAAAGAGUUAAACCAGGAUCAAAAAACCGCUGUUGCAAAAUAUGACGAAGUUAUACAGACGUUAGAUUUUGCUAGGGAUUUGUCUAAACAAUUUUUAGGUAUUGCCAAUGUUUCUGAGAAAGAAGCAAAAAAACAAGCCAGAAAAGAAGCGGCAGCCCGAAGUCAGGCAGAAUUAGCUAAGAUCAGAGAAGUCCUUCUUGUGCAAGAUGCUCUCAAUCAAAUGGGUCAGGACAAUGUGCGUGAAGAUUUUCUAAAUGGUACAAAUGGUGCAACCCAACUUACAACUGCAGAUCUCAAAUUAUUGGAUGACAUAUAUCCAGCAGUGACUCCUAAACAUGAGCCAGGAGAUCCUACAGCAUUUACAAAUCAGGUUCAAGCAGCUGCUGAACAUUUACUUGCAGUGGUUGAUGGAAAAUCAAAAGAAGCAUUUGGGGCAAGUUAUAGUCAAAUCAAAGAAGUUAUAGGAAAAAUACAUGAAAGUGGAUACUUAGAUCAAGCUUUGGUAACGAGUUACGACGAAACAGUGGAAGUAAUUGAAAAUGAUCAAGUAGUAGCUCCUGAAGUAUCUGUUCCUCCAACUGAUAUUCCUCCUCAAGAAACCGUGACGACUAUUGAAUCUUUAACAAUUGAGGCAAAUGUAGCAGUUAUGCCUCAACCUCCCAAUCCACAACCAACUAUAGCUCAGGCUCCACCUGAGCAACUGUAUUACCAACAACCUCCCAGGCCAAUAACUGAAAUGUUAGGUUCUGGGAAUUUUUACUUUUUACAGGAUUCUGAAUUGGAUACACCGGACACGCUGCCAACGCAAACAUUCACUAAUACAAGUUUCGUUCAACCUCCUCCACCUAUUCCUCUUCCGCCCAAUUUCCAACCAUAUCCACCUCAGCAAAACAAUCCGGUGAACUUACCUCCUCCUCCUGGAAAUGGAGUCGAUGAAGCACCUAAAGCAACUCUACCUCCCCAGCAACCUCCCUUACAACAACAGCAGCCACAACAACCUCAACAACAGCCUUCCCAAUCGGACAUACCUCAAAAAGCAAGAUCUAUACCCCAAAAGGCGAACAACCAGGCAUACUAUCAAAAUAAUCGACCCCGUCAAAACCGGAAUGGUCCCCGAGCAGGAAACCGCUUCCACCAGUAAAAGAAAACUGUAAAUUUCCGGUUACUACCCAGUUGACUAACGGCUUUAAGGUCAAUUUCGUCGUUGAAAUGUAUUUAUCGAAAUCUAGCCAGGGCUAAUUAAUUCAUCGAAAUAUUUAGUUUAUCGCAGAAGUAAAACAAAUAACGACCUUUUUUACGCUCGAUUUUCUGACUUAAUCGUCGUUUUUUUGGCACAACAAUUUCUACUGAAAAAAUAAUAUAAGAUUUAAUUUUAAUUACUCGGUUACUGCAUUGUAACGUUUGAUUACUAAUACCUUUCAGUAUAUUUAAGUAUUCUGAGUAGUUAUUUUACGAAUAUUCGCUAUUUUUUUUGCUUUAUGAAGUUUUAUGUUGGCAGUUUUUGAAUUAUUAGCGUACAUUAAAAUAUAGACUGGUUCAA